AUGGCUGCGACUUUCUCUGCAAAACUAGCACUGCAUCAAGGAUCCAGGUUUAUCAACCAUCGUCUCUUUCACACAACGCGCAGACGAGACAUAGUCAAACCAUUCUUGUUGGCAGAUAUUGGCGAGGGGACUCGAGAAUGCCAAAUCAUCCAAUGGUUCGUGCAGCCAGGUGCUCGCGUUGAGCAAUUCGAUAAGCUCUGCGAAGUACAGUCGGACAAGACAGCAUCUGAUAUCACAUCGCCGUUCGAUGGGGUAAUCAAAAAGUUGUACUAUGAGGCAGAUGACAUGGCUCUCGUCGGAAAGCCACUAUUGGACAUUGAUAUACAAAGCGACAUCACGCCUGAGAGUGAGGCACUCAUCGAAGAAUCUGGCGGUGAGAAAGCAGAUGUUCCACGAAAGGAAGCACCGCAACCGCAAGCCCCUCGACAUGAAGAUUCAAACGUUGAGAGGGAAGAAGUUCAAGGCCCUCUGAGCAGAACGAAGCAUCAAGACAAAGGACUGGCGACACCUGCUGUGCGACAUUUGAUCAAAGAACAUAACAUCAGAGUUCAAGACAUUGAUGGAAGCGGCAAAGACGGAAGGGUCUUGAAAGAAGAUGUCCACCGCCACGUCUCGCAGACUACUCAAAAGUCAACACAACAGCCAGCUGCGAAGGACCAGAAGAAACCUCUAACGCCAGUUCAGAUGGCCAUGUUCAAAACCAUGACCCGAUCUCUCACAAUACCACACUUCUUGUAUUCGAGCACGGUCGACACUGGCAAUCUUAACAGGUUCCGUGCGAAGAUCAAUAACACACGAGAGGCUGGGAACAAGCUGACUCCAUUGCCUUUUAUACUUAAAGCAAUUUCGCUUGCAACGGGGCACCAUCCAUUGCUCAACGCCUGGUUAGACACAUCGGAUCCGAAGAAGCCUGAGUUGAGUUACAAGGCAGCACACGACUUUGGAAUCGCGGUGGAUACUCCUUCUGGGUUGCUGGUGCCAGUCAUCAGGAACAUCGAGUCGCAGAGUGUGGGAACCAUCGCAGAGCAGAUCAAGAUGUUAUCAAGCAAGGCACGCGAAGGUAAAUUAGGACCGAAAGACCUCCAAGGAGCGACGUUCUCAGUGUCCAACAUCGGAUCAAUAGGUGGUGGGGUCGUCGCACCGAUUAUAGUGGAACCCCAGGUGGCCAUUGUCGGAGUGGGAAGGGCAAAAGUGGUGCCAGGCUUCGACGAGCAAGGGAACGUGGUCAAGAAGGAAGAGAUGGUUCUAAGCUGGAGUGCAGAUCAUCGAGUCGUGGACGGAGCAGAGUGUGCCAGAUGCGCCGAGAGGGUGAACUGGUAUCUACAGAACAUGGAGGCGUGGAUGUUGGAGAUGAAGUAG
This is a messenger RNA of Aureobasidium melanogenum CBS 110374, 1359 nucleotides long. Its product is annotated as CoA-dependent acyltransferase. Gene Ontology annotation, molecular function: lipoic acid binding; acetyltransferase activity. The transcript has 3 exons. Gene Ontology annotation, cellular component: cytoplasm; mitochondrion. Bases 1 to 1359 code for a protein of 452 amino acids. NCBI's taxonomy places the organism in Eukaryota, Fungi, Ascomycota, Dothideomycetes, Dothideales, Saccotheciaceae. The record is from RefSeq and is a predicted model, not a curated record.